This is a messenger RNA of Clunio marinus, 639 nucleotides long. The record is from the annotation of a GenBank genome assembly. Lineage: Eukaryota; Metazoa; Arthropoda; Insecta; Diptera; Chironomidae.
AUGACAUGUUUAAAAAUUCAUGUUGAGGCAGACAAUCAAAAACCUAUUUUAUUCUUAAAAUUUGUUAUGCUAAGAACUUUUUGUUUUUCUGAAAUUAAACUCAGCAGUUAUUUUAUAAUUGAAUUUUAUCAUAACAAACGUGUAGUUAGUUUCACAGUAGUUUGUGGAUUUUUAGAUACUAAGCUUGUCAUUGGAAAAGCUCCUAGUUUAAGAUUUUUUAUUCAAAAUGUAAUGUUCAGUAACAAUUUGCAUUUUAUAAAAAAUUUCAACUUGCAAUUCAAAAAUUAUAGAAAGGUGCAAGAUUUUCAGGAGCUUCAAAUGUGGUUUAAAUUGCAUCCUUUCGCCGCGGCGCAAUUUUUCAAUUCUUUUCGCGUAAUCAUGGCAAGAAUAUGCGACACUGUUGGUUGUAUCUUAAAAAUUAAAGUAAAAUUAUCUCAAGUAGAAAAAGCAUCAGCAUCAACAUCAACUUCAAGAACAAAGAGAAAAAUUCAUGCUUUAUUGUCUCAACUUGAGAGGAUUGCUUCGAUUCCUUUGAAUUCAUUAAAAUCUAACAAGAAGUUUAAUGUACGUGAUGGUUCCUCAAGAUUGUUCAUGUUCUUUAUUGUCUUCUCUGAUUCAGCUCAUUCAAAACAGUUCUGA